UAUAGGCAGCUUGUCAGGAGAGACUUUAUCCUUACUGAGGAGCCCGUAGAAGGUCUGUCAGCAUCUCUGCACUGCUUCUGCUGCUCUUUGUCAACUGAUCGGUCUCCUCCGGCAAUGUUCCGCCUCCUGGUCGUCAUGGCCGCGCUCAGCCAGCUGCCAGGUUCAGCAGCUGAGAUGCACAACAUCAGCAUGUGUCCCCUCCAGUUCUACGGAGAGAGUCAGGACAUGCUAUACACGGACAUCAGCAAUGGCAUGAUCGACCUUUGUUUCGAUGGCAGCAUGGGAAACAAAUGCAUCAGCGUCAUCAACGACACAACGACAUCGCUGACCGUUGAAGUCAACCUACAAGUGGCCAACGCCGGCUCAGCGUUUCACCAAGCCAAGCCAGAACUCGUGGGAACUUCGCCUUGCCAAAUAGUGAUCUUCCUUGUGGACGUCGAUGGCGAGACAACCAUGAAUGUCACCCUCCGCACCUUUGGCGCACAAGCGGUGGUUCGCUUUGACACCGCCGGACGCAUGUUGUACGCCACUACUUAUGUUAACGGCAAGGUUUUGAAUGAAUGGAUGUCCUCCGAUCCUGAAGUCUUUGGCGACUUGAGCGGCUGCACGCAUGAAGGAACUGCGUAUGCAUCUAACACAACAGCCUGUGACGGCGACACCUUGAUCACAUGCAGCAUCGACGCUAUCCUGAUGGUCUCUUAUAACAAUGAAAGCUGCAUAAAAGACGCAAUAUGCACGGUGACAGCGUCCACCAUCAUCGAUCACCAUGGCUACACCGCCUUGGUGGAGGACCACUGCGCUUACACCUUGUUUUCAGACACAGGCUUCCAGGUGUCGGGCCUUUUUAGAGAACGCCGCCGCAAAGAUGUGAUGUUUUUGGACGGAGUCGUCAUCCACCUGGAUGGUCCAGAUGUUGCCAUCUACCUGGGGCAAAGCGGGAAAGUUAAGGUCAACGGUGUAGAGAUGAACGUGACGAAUGAUGCCACAGUGUACGGUGUGGCGUUGUCCAAGGAUGAAGGUGGAGUGUCGGCCUACGUGAACGUGACCAGCAACCACACCCGCGUGUCUUUCGACGGAUACACGGCUCAGAUCUACACGCCUGGGGCCCUGACCACUGCAGGAGAUUACAGGGUGAACAACCUGGAUGGCUUGUGCACCAACGCCACUGUGAACGUAACUGAGAAGAAGGACAGUUCUCACAGCCCCGCCAGCUGUGAGAUGCAGUACAGUGAGCCAGCCGAUGAGUCCAUCAACUGCACCAAAGUGAACGAACAAUGUGAGAUGAUGCGCAUGGGCAGCUUCAGCUCCUGCCACGAGUACCUCGACCCAGAACCGUACAUCGAGGCCUGCAACAACACGCUGUGCCGCUACCCCAACACGGACGGACUCCGAUGCCAGUUCCUGUGGGCCUACGACCAAGCCUGUAGUCUGGUCACACAUUCAACAACGGAACACACAGAGGGCUGGAGGGAGGAGGCUUACUGCCCACAAAAUCACACCUUCUGCAAUCACACACAUUGUGUGGAUCACGAGUUCUGUGCCAGCGGCAUCAACGGUCAAAUCAACUGCUUUUGCCGGGCCAAGUUUGCCUGCGAGUACAGAACCAACCAAACUUUAGGCGGUCCGACAAUCUGCGAGGACAACACGGCGACUCUGGUUCUGCCCAGUUGUCUCCUGGAGGAGAAGGGCUUUGACUACCGUGACCUGCACCUCAAAGAUGACUCGUGCCGAGGCCACAGGGACACGUACCACAUGGUGACCUUCACGUUCAACAGCAGCCGGAAUGCCUGCGGGGCCGUGAUCACGGCCAACGACACCACAGUUCUGUACAUGAACGCUAUCAUCGGCAAGAACACCACCAACAUCGUCUCGCACUUCGACGAGUUCCACAUGAACUUUUCCUGUUACCAGAACCAGCCGGAGCGGCAAAGUUUGACCCUCAGACUUAAAGACAACUCUGUCAUGCAACGUGUGGUUUCCGACUCUUGGGACUACACGCUGAUCAUGAAGGCCUACUUGGACGCUGACCGCCAGCGCCUCGUGCGGCACAACACUGAAAUCCAGCUGAACCAGACCGUCUACAUAGAACUGAAGACGGAAGGGCUGGAUGACGGCGCCGUGGCCUUGGUGACCGACUCCUGCUGGGCCACCAACGGCUCGUAUAGUGACGGGCCUGUGAGACAUGAGCUAAUCACUGACGGAUGUCCCAGCUCUGCCGAUGACACCAUCGAGGUCAACGUCAACGGAGUGGGAGUGUCCAACUUCUUCAACUUCAACAUGUUCCGAUUUGCCGGAGACAACUACGAGCUUUCCCUGCACUGUGACGUCCGCCUGUGUGCCAAGCAGAGUCAGAUCUGCGCCCCGAACUGCAGUGGUCCGAGCAAGAGACGAAGACGCAGGUCUGCCAGGUCGGAAUAUGCUCACAGAAGCGCUGCAAUCAUCAGCAUGACUUGGACCAAUUAGGUUGUUUCCAUGGCGACUUGGACUGACUUCCACGGUGUGGACCUUCCGAACCUUCAUUUUUUAAUGGGAUGACUUUGUAAUGCAGUCGUGCUGGCAAGUAGAAACUAGUCCAGUUUUAACUGGAGCCUUCUGGACCAGCAAAAACAUAGGUUGUUUCUUAAUUUGCACUUUUGUACUCAAUGUAGGCACUUAUGAACCUAUACUUACGGUAUGUCUCAAUUAGCGCACUUAGGUACUUUCAAUUAAACUGUAACUCAAGUUGCGCACUUCGGUACUUACGGUAACGCUACGUCUCAAUUUAGACUUUUGUACUCAAUGUAGGCACUUAUGAACUUAUACUUACGGUAUGUCUCAAUUAGCGCACUUAGGUACUUUCAAUUAAACUGUAACUCAAGUUGCGUAAUCCGGUACUUGCGGUAACGCUACGUCUCAAUUUAGACUUUUGUACUCAAUGUAGGCACUUAUGAACUUAUACUUACGGUAUGUCUCAAUUAGCGCACUUAGGUACUUUCAAUUAAACUGUAACUCAAGUUGCGUACUCCGGUACUUGCGGUAACGCUACGUCUCAAUUUACACUUUUGUACUCAAUGUAGGCACUUAUGAACUUAUACUUACGGUAUGUCUCAAUUAGCGCACUUAGGUACUUUCAAUUAAACUGUAACUCAAGUUGCGGACUUCGGUACUUACGGUAACGCUACGUCUCAAUUUACACUUUUGUACUCAAUUUGUACACUUCUGUACUUACUGUAUACUUCGGCUGUGUCUCAAGUCGCACACUUCUAUGCUCAAUUCACGCACUUAGUACUUACUCUUAGGCCGUGUCUCAAUUUUUAAUUUUCUCCACACAAUUUGCGUACUUCCAUACUUAAGACAAGGCUCCAUCUCAAUUUACACUUUUGUGCUCAGUUUGCACACUUAGGUACUUACACUUUUUGUGACUCAAUUUUCACAUUUCUCAAUUGGAAUACAUCGGUACUUACACUUUGAUAUUGUCUUAAUUGGCAGUUUAACACUCAAUUCAAGAACUUAAACUCACUCGUAGACUUUCUCAAGUCACACUUUUUUAAUCAAUGGAGAGAACUUAUACUUCGGCUAUGUCUCAGUUUACGCACUUCAGUACUUACAGUUAGACUGUGACUCAAGUUGUGCACUACGAUACUUACGAUAAGGCUACAUCUCAAUUUACACGUUCGUACUCAAUUAGCGGAUUUAUGUACUUACAGUCAGGCUGGACUCAAGUCACACACUUCUCUACUCAUUUUGCACACUUCGGUACUUACAAUUAAAUUGUGACUCAAGUUGCGCACUACGAUACUUAAGAUAAGGCUUCAUCUCAAUUUAUACUUUUGUACUUAAUUCGCAUACUUAUGUCCUUACACUUAGGCCGUGUCUUGAUCGGCACGUUAUUACUCAAUCCAAUCGUCAACUGACACUUAGACUGUUUCUCAAUUCGCUCUUUCGCACUCAUUCAAUAUAGGCACUUCGGAACUUAUAUUUCGGCUAUGUCUCAAUUUGCACAUUUCUCUACUCAAUUUGCGCACUUCGGUACUUACAAUUAGACUGCGAUGAGGUGGCGACUUGUCCAGGGUGUACGCCGCCUUCCGCCCUAAUGUAGCUGAGAUAGGCUCCAGCGCCCCCCGCGACCCUGAAAGGGACAAGCGGUAGAAAAUGGAUGGACGGCUGGAAUUAGACUAUACUCAAGAUAAGGCUACGCCUCAAUUUACACUUUUUGUUCUCAAUUCACACGAUUCGAUACUUACCUUAGGGCCAUGUCGUCAUUUGCAUACUUUGACACAAUUUUCAAAUUUCUCCACUCAAUUCGCACACUUUAAUACUCACACUUAGGCCAUGUCUUAAUCUGCAUUUUAGUACUCAAUUCAGGAACUUCAACUUACACUGUUUCUCAAUUCGCAUUUUUGUACUAAAUUAAGGCACUUCCGAACUUAUACUUAGGUUCUAUCUCAAUUUGGACUGUUCGCUAUUUACGAUAAGGCUAUGUCUCAAUUUAGACUUUUGUACUCAAGUCACACUUACACUUAGUUACACUUGGGCAGUGUCUCAGUUCUCACACUUCGCCACUCAAUUCACAAACUUCCGUACUUACACUUGGAUCGUGUCUCAAUUCGCACACUUCUCUACUCAACUCACAAACUUCCGUAUGUACCAAAUCGCACACUUUGGUACGAACAACACAGGCUGCCCCAAUUUGAAUACUUCUAUAUGAACACUUAGACUUCCAUGCUUACUAUGACCUUUUUGAGUUCACGCUAAGAAGUGCAGUGUGUUGCACUUGAAACAGUCAACAUGGCGACUUAAUUGUCCAUUCAUGGAGCCCGCUACCUUUUGUGUCCACAUUGUUGGUGAGCGAAUGACGUGUUUUUAUCAGAUCGCAUCACGCCAUUGUGGAUUUUUGUGUUUUCAACAAAAACAACACCAAAAAACACAUUCAAUUGCUGCCCGAAGGCUGUAACUGUCGAAGUGCAAUGUAUCUUUUUAUCAUAUAUAUACACAUAUCUUAAUGGGAAAUAGGGAAUAUAUAUUGUUAUUUCUGUAUGGUAAUGUUCACACCAGGAAAAUUAUGAAUAAUUUGAAUGUUGAAUAAUCACUUGAAAUAAACGUGCAGUGACAUAAA
Molecule: messenger RNA, 5095 nt
Organism: Nerophis ophidion (straightnose pipefish)
Lineage: Eukaryota; Metazoa; Chordata; Actinopteri; Syngnathiformes; Syngnathidae
Product: alpha-tectorin-like
Exons: 19
Coding region: 115-2463 (782 amino acids)
Source: RefSeq, a predicted model, not a curated record